Molecule: messenger RNA, 1389 nt
Organism: Prunus dulcis (almond)
Lineage: Eukaryota; Viridiplantae; Streptophyta; Magnoliopsida; Rosales; Rosaceae
Exons: 2
Coding region: 93-1244 (383 amino acids)
Source: RefSeq, a predicted model, not a curated record
CCCGCCUUCUCUCUCUCUCUCUCUCUCUCUCUCUCUCUCUCUCAUUGUGGAGUAGCAAAACCCUAGUAAUGGUUGCCAGAAAUUUGUGAUAGAUGAAGCUCCUUCAAAUUUCUUCUUCUCAUUCCGUUGCUUCUCUUAAAUGUCUCCAUGGAAGAGUGCCCUCUCAUAAUAUCAAACCAGCUUCUGCUUCCUUCGCAACUCACAAAGUCGGAGUCUUUAAUUCAAGCCGUCUCUCAGUGUGUGGCUUUUGCAGGACCUCUCGUCCAAACAAAGUGGCCAUGGGCGCCAUUGUCAUAUCAGCAACGAGCAAUACCUGCUGCACCAGAUUCUGCAGCUUUCACCAGAAAGCUGUAGAAUUUCUAUCUUCAAGGAAAAUAGGUGCAAAUGUGAUUGUGAGACCUUUUUCCACAUGCACCUCACCGGUGAUCUCUCCAAUUUUCCCUCUUGUCAUGCGUCCCCCAUCGUCCUUAGUGAUGGCCACCCAGCUUUCACCAUCUGAUGCUCCCCAACGAUCAGAGGAGUGGUUUGCUCUACGAAGGGACAAGCUCACCACAAGCACCUUCAGCACUGCCUUGGGAUUUUGGAAAGGGAACCGUCGGCCGGAGCUCUGGCAUGAGAAGGUAUUUGAAUCAGAGAAACAAAUUGUGGAAGCUUCUAAAAGAGCCAUGGAAUGGGGCGUACUCAAUGAAGAAGUGGCCAUCGGCAAGUACAAAAGCAUCACAGGUCGUGAAGUGGAUUCAUACGGAUUUGCAACCCACACAGAGGAGCGACUUGGUUGGGUUGGCGCCUCCCCUGAUGGUCUUCUUGAUGGUCUUAUCGAUUGCUUUCAAGGCGGUGGGAUACUGGAAGUGAAGUGUCCAUAUAACAAGGGCAAGCCUGAGAAGGGUCUGCCCUGGUCAACUAUGCCGUUCUAUUACAUGCCUCAGGUGCAGGGUCAAAUGGAGAUAAUGGACAGAGAGUGGGUUGAUCUGUAUUGCUGGACACCAAACGGAAGCACCAUAUUCCGUGUGUGCAGGGACCGUAGUUACUGGAACUUGAUGCAUGGAAUUUUAAGGGAAUUUUGGUGGGAAAAUGUGAUUCCUGCAAGGGAAGCUCUGUUGUUGGGGAAGGAAGAAGAGGCCAAGCAAUAUAUCCCAACUUCUACGCACAAGCAAACAGGGCUUGCAAUUGUUAAGAGCUUGAAGUUAGCCAGUGAGGCUAAGUUGUUGUGUAGAGAAAUUGCAGGUCACGUUGAAUUUUUCUAGUGAUGAUGAGCCUCAAAGUAAAAGGAUGAGUAAAGCUUACCCUUCUCUUGUUGUCCCUCCCCUUGAGGCUUUAGAUUGUAGUCCAUUGGUUCCCAAUGUAUUUGUCAAUUGAAUUAGAUCUCAUGGUGUAUUUAUACAGUUCGAA